AUGAAAAUCAAAAACCUCCUGCUCAAAAAGAGAAAUGAUCUCUCAACGUCCUUCUGCUUGGAGUCAGAAACGAAUGUGCUAAAGGACCACAUUCCGAUCCAUACGUUGAAAGAAAAUCACAAAGCUAAAGUGUUCUACAGUUAUAACCUCGUGGAUGGUUAUAAAUACAAAAUAACUGUAAAAAGGAAAAAAUAUAACUUAAAAAAUGCCAAACUUAUAAUUUCUUCACUGGACCAUCCAUAUAUCAUUAAGUUGAUUCACUGUUGUGAAUAUGCCUCUUCUUUCAUCAGCGUCUUUGAGUUUUUCUCAGACACAAAUUUAUACUCCUCCGUAAUCCUCUCCGCAAAAUAUGAUGAAAAGAGGAUAAAGAAUAUAGUAUAUCAGAUCAUACGAACGGUCCAUUACCUGCACUCAAAGAACUUAGCACACAAGCAACUACUUCCCCAAAGUUUCCUCAUCAAAUCCGUGCAUAACGAAAUGAUGAUUAAAUUGGAAGACGUGCAUAAAAUUAAGACCUAUUCUUCGAGAUCCAAUUCAAAAAUUAGGGGCCAAAACGUCUACAGCAUUGGACUGAUAAGUAAUAACAGGAAGGGGGAACCAAAUGUGCAGGAGUGGGAAAAUAUCUCACCCAAGGGGAGAAAUUUUGUGCAAAAAAUACUGCUCAGCGAUGUCAGCUCCAUGAUAACGGCGCGGGACGCGCUAGAUGACGAAUGGUUUAAGGAGAACGUCAAGCAGAACAUUUACAUUAAUUUUGACGUGCUCAGGAGCAUUUACGACUUUUGGAAAAAGAACGCCUUUAAAAGAUACAUCCUGAACAACAUAUCCAAGUUUGUAGUGAAGGAAGAUAUAUACAGAUAUAACUCCCUAUUUUUCUACUUUGACAUAAUGGAGGAGGGGUCAAUAAAAUAUGUGCAAUAUUUCGCAAUAAUGAAGAAAUUGGGCCUCAUGGACGCCAACGUAAUACUCGCUUUGGUGAUUUUCUCCGCAGAAUUAUACAUAAUCGCUUGUCUUUUAAAUGGAUUUAUAAAGAUUGAUAAACGAAUGGUGUUAAAAUUUUUUAAAAAAGUGGACUACGACAAUGAAGGAAUCAUCACCAAAAAGAAGCUGUACAAAUUUUACAGCAUGAAAUGUAGAAACGAAAUCGGCUCCAACAACAAGCGAAAAUUUACUUUUGAAGAAUUCUUUAACUAUAUAAGCAAGGAGUAA
This is a messenger RNA of Plasmodium inui San Antonio 1, 1206 nucleotides long. RefSeq names its product serine/threonine protein kinase. Gene Ontology annotation, biological process: intracellular signal transduction; protein autophosphorylation; peptidyl-serine phosphorylation. Gene Ontology annotation, cellular component: nucleus; cytoplasm. The coding region runs from base 1 to 1206 and encodes 401 amino acids. Lineage: Eukaryota; Apicomplexa; Aconoidasida; Haemosporida; Plasmodiidae. The transcript has 13 exons. The record is from RefSeq and is a predicted model, not a curated record. Gene Ontology annotation, molecular function: calcium/calmodulin-dependent protein kinase activity; calcium ion binding; calcium-dependent protein serine/threonine kinase activity.